AAUUUGUUAUCCCCUCCAAACGAUCCAGCAGUUGGUUGAAUAAGUGGCGGCAGCUCGGAGAGCAGCAUUUGCGCGUGGAACGUUAGUUUGUAAAUUCACGUCUUUAGAAGACUGAUUUAGUCGGGCAAGUCUGACGAGUGAGAAACGAAGGACAGACGAGCUUCAAAGCACGCAAUAGGAAACGAUUCGGUGACCGUAAUUUUCACCUGUCGAGUUUCACUUCUAACCUGAAUUCAUCGGUGUGCUUGCUUCUAGUAGUAGACUGCCCGCUGCCCUCGAAGCACACAUUUUCUUGGCCGAAAGGUACGAACCCAAAGAAAGGAGAAUUGCUCGUGGCCAAUAUAUUCGAAGGUACCCCGGCUAAUUUCUCUGUUACCAUCAUCAUUAUCAAUUGCCAGUGAGGGGCAUUACAUAAACGCAACAAAAAGUUCGGACGUCAUUUCUCAAUCAACCGGUGCUACGUGUAUACAUCGAAAACACGUUCGCAGUGUGUUGUCAUGAAUAGAGGUUUUUAGUAAUCGCAAGAGGAAAACGUUUUUCGAAAUAUUCUGUAUCGGUUGCGAAUAGAAAAUCAAGGAAAAGCAAACAUCAUGUGGCCGAGAAACGUUGGGAUCAAGGCGAUGGAAAUAUACUUUCCUGCCCAGUAUGUUGACCAAACAGAGUUGGAAGCAUUUGACGGAGUGGCUGCUGGAAAGUACACCAUUGGAUUAGGCCAGUCUAGGAUGGGUUUUUGCAAUGACCGUGAAGAUGUUAAUUCGCUGUGUUUGACAGUGCUGCACCGACUAAUGGAUAGGUAUGACAUAAAACCAAAGGAUGUCGGCAGAUUAGAAGUUGGAACAGAAACGAUAUUAGACAAGAGCAAGUCAAUAAAAUCUAUCCUUAUGCAGUUGUUCCAACCAUUUGGUAAUGGAGACAUAGAAGGAGUGGAUUCUACCAAUGCUUGUUACGGAGGUACUGCUGCCCUGUUGAAUACUGUGUCUUGGGUAGAAAGCAGUGCAUGGGAUGGCAGAUUAGCUCUAGUUGUCGCGGCUGACAAUGCUGUGUAUGCUCCUGGAGCAGCUAGACCUACUGGAGGUGCUGGAGCUGUUGCUAUGGUGGUUGGUCCAGAUGCACCUUUAGUAAUUGAUCGUGGAAUACGAUCAUCAUACAUGGAACACGCAUACGAUUUUUAUAAGCCAGAUUUAAAAUCUGAAUAUCCUAUCGUGGAUGGACAAUUAUCAAUUAAAUGUUACCUUAGUGCUGUGGAUAAUUGUUAUCAGACUUAUCGUGAAAAGGUCAAGAAUAAGCAUAAAGAAAAUAUAAGUUUAGAUAGCUUUGAUGCAUUCUUGUUUCAUUCUCCAUAUGGUAAAUUAGUACAAAAGUCAUUUGCUAGAAUAGCUUUUAAUGAUUUCCUAAAUAUGCCUAAAGAUAAAGUAGCUGAGCAACAUCCAGAUUUAGUAAAGUUUCACAGCAAAAAGCUUGAAGAUACUUAUUUUGACAGAGAUGUUGAAAAAGCAUUUGUAACGUUAAGUAAGUCAGCAUUUAAUCAAAAAACCCAACCUACAUUGCUUAUAUCGAAUCAAGUAGGAAACAUGUACACUCCUUCUGUAUACACUGGAUUGGCGUCUUUACUUAUUACUAGGCCGAUAAAUGAAUUAGCAGGUUGUAAAGUAGGAUUGUUUUCCUAUGGGUCAGGUCUUUGUUCUACUAUGUAUUCAAUAACAAUAGCAAAAGAUUCUGCUGGAAAGUCUAAAUUGUUGGAAAUGAUCACAGCCUUAUCAUAUAUAAAAAAUCAGCUGAAUGCUCGUCAGAAAGUUUCUCCUGCAGAUUAUACAAAAAUUUUGGAAUGGAGAGAAAAGAAUUGUCAUACUGUACCAUUCAGUCCUAUUAGUAGUAUCGAUAAUAUGUUCCCAGGAACAUAUUAUCUUGUUGAAGUGGAUGAAAAAUAUAGAAGGACUUACAAGAGGGUAUGAAACUUUCGAUAGUCCUGAAUAUUUAGCUAACUGUUAGAUAAUUUAAUUAACGUGGUAACAAAGGAAUAAUUGGGGGCCUCAAACAUUAUUGAUCACAAAUUUUAAAUGGUGCAUAACUUUGUUUAUUUAUGAAAUCUGAAACUGGUUACUGUUAAAUCAAUAUUUCCUUAGCAUCAAGAUGGUACUACAAACCUGUACUAAUACGCAUUAAGUUAAUAUAUAUAUAUAAUAUAUAUAUUAUAUAUAUACGUUUAAUUUUUUAAUUAUUUUAUAGAUAAAAAGUUACUAAAUCAAAUUAUUUUUAAUAUACAUGUAAAGAAGAUACAAUUAUACAAAGAAAUGUAAAAA
Messenger RNA from Nomia melanderi (Alkali bee), 2300 nucleotides. RefSeq names its product hydroxymethylglutaryl-CoA synthase (gene Hmgs). Gene Ontology annotation, molecular function: hydroxymethylglutaryl-CoA synthase activity. Gene Ontology annotation, biological process: acetyl-CoA metabolic process. Lineage: Eukaryota; Metazoa; Arthropoda; Insecta; Hymenoptera; Halictidae. The record is from RefSeq and is a predicted model, not a curated record.